This is a messenger RNA of Pogona vitticeps (central bearded dragon), 2112 nucleotides long. The record is from RefSeq and is a predicted model, not a curated record. Lineage: Eukaryota; Metazoa; Chordata; Lepidosauria; Squamata; Agamidae.
UUUUGUUUUAUUUUUAUCUGGAUAUGAAAGUGUAGGGGAGUGUAAUUUCAGCAGAAAAUUAGCUACAGGAUGUUCUUAUGAUAAUAAGCCAAACAGACAUACAAAAACGGAUGGGGAGUGCCUAUUAUUCACACUACAGCAUUUAAUUUAAAACAAAGGAGGAGGGAGGGAACAUGUCGGCCCGAGAUAUUUGGAGGCUGAAACUCCUCUUAGCCCUAGUAGCAAAUGACAAAUUGUAUUAUAGGAACUGCAGACCGGCAACAUCUAAAGACGCACAUUCCUCACUUCCAAAUUAAAAGUACCAUACAUCUUCUUUUCAAUCCGUGGCAAGGGGGUUUCCAUGAAUAAAACGACACCCUGAAUAAAUGUUAAUUUUAACGAUCUCAGCAAUCGGAAUGUUAACGACCGCAGCAAUCAAACAAUGGAGCCAAUCAAGAAGGCGAGAUAGUUGAAUUAUCUGACCCAGGUGGGGACACCGAGACAAAGAACCGUGCCCGCUAUUCACUGGCUGGCAUUUAAUCCCCACUCGGGGUAUUUAAGUCUUGGGCCUUGAACCGCUAUUCCCGAUUCCUGCACCACAGCAGUGGGGCUGCUUCCACCGCCUCUCCCUUAGCCGUUAUUGCCGCCACGCGCCUCAGGCAGCCCUCCUCUUCGAACAUGAGCAGCAACGGCAACCAGCUCCCCAGGCCCGACGGCAUAAACCGCCACUUCUGGGAAAUGCUGGCCUUGCUGGCCAAGGAGCCGGCCUUAGCGUGGCUGCAGGAGGUCCUUUCGCAGGGGAGCGCGGCCCAGAAGCAGAGCCCGCAGGCAGAGGCCGCGACGGCCACGGCGGCGACUCCAGCCUCUGCCGCCGCCUUCCCACCCGGCGCAAGGCCUCCUCAAGAAAACCCCGCCGUCUUCCGCGCAGCGAGGGCGGCGCCUCUACCGCGAGGAACGCAGAGCGAGCAGGCCGCGGCGCGCGAGACGACAGAGAACCGCGCGCCGAUCGAAGAGACUUUUAUAAGCCAGGCCCACUCUACCUUUAGGCAACGAUUGUCAGGCCCUUGGCCUCUUGAAGCCCUAAAAUUUGAAAUGUGUGCAGGGCAUCCCAAGAUUUGGAAAACUUGCAACAUGAGCUUGAAAUGUUUCAUCGCUUUCCGGCAAGAAGAAGGAUUGCCUUCAACUUGGCCACUUCCAGCCAACCAGAUCCAAAGAUUCAUUUUGUCCAUGGAUGUACAGGGAUUGCCUCCAUCUGUCAUACAAAUGUACGUUGCAGCCCUUUCUUCCAUGUCUCGUCUGCUUGAUUUCCCAGAUCCUCUCCAGGACUUCUCCACUUGGUGCAUGAUGGAAAACUUGCAGCAGCAAACAGGACUUCCUACUCCCCUAACCAUGGAAGUACUUGGAGGCUUAGUGGGCUCACUUGAAGAAGUCUGCAGUAACCUCUAUGAAUGCCUUCUAUUUCGAGCUGCAUUUGUCCUGUCUUUCUUUUUGGCUUUGCAGCCAGAGGAGGUAGCUGUGGAAAGCUGUGCUUCUCCACACCCAGACCUCUUGUACAUGAGUGACUGUGAGAUCCAGCAGGACAGUAUUGGCCUUCGCCUGUGCACAUCAGAGACUGGCCUGGAACGAUCCAUGUAUCGUUUUGCACGCUCACCUGGUGAUCAGCUGUGUCCUGUUGCUAUCCUCCACAGUUACUUGGCAGUAAGGCCACAUGGGGAAGGACCCUUAUUCAUGUACAUUGAUGAGCAUCCACUGCCAAGGGAACACUUUUUGAUCAUCUUUUAUUCUGCUCUGAGGAGACUUGGUCUCCCAUGGGAGCAGUACAAUAUGCACUCCUUCUGGUUUGGUUCCAUCGUGACUGUAGUGAAACAUCGGUGCCCUGGCACAAUAAUUCGUCAUUUAACAAGAUGGCAACGUAGGGGCAUUCGACGACGACAAGAUGGCCAACGCUGAACACCUGCUGAAAGAAACCAUAUUGAUAGUUCAGUGUCUUGCAUGACAACUUAACAGGCUUACCCGUUUUUAAACUGCAUUUGUUUUGGAAAAGCAUAGUUUCUGAUGCUUGCAUCUUGGAGUUCAUAGAUUAGUCUAUCAUUUGAAACAGUAUUGAUUACAAUAAACAAUCUAUAAAACAUA